AUGUCCGACGAACCGGACCAGAAGCUCACCAAUUACCGCCGCAACGCCUCCACCCUCAACGAUGCCAUCCAGAGCAUCGGCAUGGGCGCGUAUCAAUGGCAGCUCUUCGUGGUCAUUGGCUUUGGCUGGGCGAGUGACAAUCUCUGGCCCAUCGUGACCUCGCUCAUUCUGAGUCCCGUCACCGAGGAAUUCCAUAUCGCCAGUCCGCCCUUUCUGACCCUGGCGCAGAAUAUUGGUCUGCUGCUCGGGGCCGUCUUCUGGGGGUUUGGCUGCGACAUCUUCGGCCGGCGCUGGGCCUUCAAUCUGACCAUCGGCCUGACGGCGCUGUUUGGCCUGGUGGCCGCCGCCUCGCCCACCUUCGCCGCCGUCUGCGUCUUUACGGCGCUCUGGUCCAUCGGCGUGGGUGGCAAUCUGCCCGUCGACUCGGCCAUCUUUCUGGAAUUCCUGCCGGGGUCCCAUCAGUAUCUGCUCACCGUGCUGUCGGUCUACUGGGCGCUGGCCCAGCUCCUGGCCAAUCUCGUGGCCUGGCCGAUCCUGGGGAACCUGACCUGUCCCGACGCAGAGACCUGCACCCACCACAACAACAUGGGCUGGCGCUACUUUCUCAUCGCCAUGGGUGGGCUCGCGCUGGUCAUGUGUCUGAUCCGCUGGAUCUGCUUCACCCUCUACGAGUCCCCCAAGUUCCUCAUGGGCAAGGCCCGCUACCAAGAAGCCGUCGCCGUCGUGCACGAAGUCGCCCGCCGCAAUGGCCGAUCGUCCGCGCUCUCCGUGGACGACCUCCGCAUCGACCCGGACACCGAUCGCCAAGCGGUGCCGACCACCGACCUCGUCCGCCAGCGCCUCGAGAAGCUCAGUCUCACGCACAUCCGCGCGCUCUUUGACACCCCGCGCCGCGCCUGGUCCACGGCCCUCCUCAUCGUCGUCUGGGCCCUCAUCGGGUUGGGCUUCCCGCUCUACAACGCCUUCCUCCCGUACAUCCAGCAGACCAAGGGCGCGGAAUUCGGCGACGGCUCGGUCGCGCUCACGUACCGGAACUCGCUCAUCAUCGCCGCCGCCGGAUUGCCGGGCAGUCUCGUGGGCGGCGUCCUCGUCGAGAUCCCCUACCUGGGCCGCCGGGGCGCCAUCAGCUCCUCCGCCGUGCUGACCGGCGCCUUCCUGCUCGCCUCCACGACCGCCACGACCUCCGCGGCGCUCCUGGGCUGGAACUGCGCGUACAGCUUCACCAGCAGCGUGCUCUACGCCGUGCUGUACGCCUACACGCCCGAGCUGUUCCUGACCAAGGACCGCGGCACGGGGAAUGCCCUGACCGCCGCGGCGAACCGGGUGGGGGGGAUUUUGGCGCCGAUCAUCGCGCUCGUCGCCGACCUGCGGACCAGCGUGCCGGUGUAUGUGAGUGGGGGGUUGUUUGUGGUUGCCGGGCUGGUGGUGUUGCUGAUCGGGUAUGAGUCGCGGGGGAAAGCGAGUUUAUAA
Aspergillus clavatus NRRL 1 is the source of this 1470-nucleotide messenger RNA. RefSeq names its product putative sugar transporter. Gene Ontology annotation, biological process: transmembrane transport. The record is from RefSeq and is a predicted model, not a curated record. Gene Ontology annotation, molecular function: transmembrane transporter activity. The coding region runs from base 1 to 1470 and encodes 489 amino acids. The transcript has a single exon. NCBI's taxonomy places the organism in Eukaryota, Fungi, Ascomycota, Eurotiomycetes, Eurotiales, Aspergillaceae.